AUGUCACACGCAAACGGAGCCCUCCUAGGCGUGACUACGCCGGACCACGCCAGAGCUCGAGCCGUCGCCGCGCGCCCGAUAGUCCCCUUCCCGCAUGCACCCUCCCCCUUUCCCGCUUCGCGGUUUCGAUUGUACGCCUCUCUAUCUCCCCCUCCCUCCAUCCGUAAAAAAUCAUCCCAACUCCCGUGCGCACGUUCCCGCAUCCCGUUCUCCUCUCCCCGCCUCCGUUCUCCUCUCCCCGCCUCCGUUCUCCUCUCCCCGCCUCCGUUCUCCUCUCCCCGCCUCCGUUCUCCUCUCCUCGCCUCCGUUCUCCUCUCCCCGCCCCCGUUCUCCUCUCCCCGCCUCCGUUCUCCUCUCCCCGCCUCCGUUCUCCUCUCCCCCCCUCCGAUCUCCUCUCCCCGCCUCCGUUCCCCUCUCCCCGCCUCCGUUCUCCCCGCCUCCGUUCUCCUCUCCCCGCCUCCGUUCUCCUCUCCCCGCCUCCGUUCUCCUCUCCCCGCCUCCGUUCUCCUCUCCCCGCCUCCGUUCUCAUCUCCCCGCCUCCGUUCUCCUCUCCCCUCCUCCGUUCUCCUCUCCGCGCCAUCCGAUCUCCUCUCCCCGCCUCCGUUCUCCUCUCCCCGCCUCCGUUCUCCUCUCCCCGCCUCCGUUCUCCUCUCCCCGCCUCCGUUCUCCUCUCCCCGCCUCAGUUCUCCUCUCCGCGCCAUCCGAUCUCCUCUCCGCGCCAUCCGAUCUCCUCUCCCCGCCUCCGUUCUCCUCUCCCCGCCUCCGUUCUCCUCUCCCCGCCUCCGUUCUCCUCUCCCCGCCUCCGUUCUCCUCUCCGCGCCAUCCGAUCUCCUCUCCGCGCCAUCCGAUCUCCUCUCCCCGCCUCCGUUCUCCUCUCCGCGCCAUCCGAUCUCCUCUCCCCGCCUCCGUUCUCCUCUCCCCGCCUCCGUUCUCCUCUCCCCGCCUCCGUUCUCCUCUCCCCGCCUCCGUUCUCCUCUCCGCGCCAUCCGAUCUCCUCUCCCCGCCUCCGUUCUCCUCUCCCCGCCCCCGUUCUCCUCUCCCCGCCUCCGUUCUCCUCUCCCCGCCUCCGUUCUCCUCUCCCCCCCUCCGAUCUCCUCUCCCCGCCUCCGUUCCCCUCUCCCCGCCUCCGUUCUCCCCGCCUCCGUUCUCCUCUCCCCGCCUCCGUUCUCCUCUCCCCGCCUCCGUUCUCCUCUCCCCGCCUCCGUUCUCCUCUCCCCGCCUCCGUUCUCAUCUCCCCGCCUCCGUUCUCCUCUCCCCUCCUCCGUUCUCCUCUCCGCGCCAUCCGAUCUCCUCUCCCCGCCUCCGUUCUCCUCUCCCCGCCUCCGUUCUCCUCUCCCCGCCUCCGUUCUCCUCUCCCCGCCUCCGUUCUCCUCUCCCCGCCUCAGUUCUCCUCUCCGCGCCAUCCGAUCUCCUCUCCGCGCCAUCCGAUCUCCUCUCCCCGCCUCCGUUCUCCUCUCCCCGCCUCCGUUCUCCUCUCCCCGCCUCCGUUCUCCUCUCCCCGCCUCCGUUCUCCUCUCCGCGCCAUCCGAUCUCCUCUCCGCGCCAUCCGAUCUCCUCUCCCCGCCUCCGUUCUCCUCUCCGCGCCAUCCGAUCUCCUCUCCCCGCCUCCGUUCUCCUCUCCCCGCCUCCGUUCUCCUCUCCCCGCCUCCGUUCUCCUCUCCCCGCCUCCGUUCUCCUCUCCGCGCCAUCCGAUCUCCUCUCCCCGCCUCCGUUCUCCUCUCCCCGCCUCCGUUCUCCUCUCCCCGCCUCCGUUCUCCUCUCCCCGCCUCCGUUCUCCUCUCCGCGCCAUCCGAUCUCCUCUCCCCGCCUCCGUUCUCCUCUCCCCGCCUCCGUUCUCCUCUCCCCGCCUCCGUUCUCCUCUCCCCGCCUCCGUUCUCCUCUCCCUGCCUCCGUUCUCCUCUCCCCGCCUCCGUUCUCCUCUCCCCGCCUCCGUUCUCCUCUCCCCGCCUCCGUUCUCCUCUCCCCGCCUCCGUUCUCCUCUCCCCGCCUCCGUUCUCCUCUCCGCGCCAUCCGAUCUCCUCUCCCCGCCUCCGUUCUCCUCUCCCCGCCUCCGUUCUCCUCUCCCCGCCUCCGUUCUCCUCUCCCCGCCUCCGUUCUCCUCUCCCCGCCUCCGUUCUCCUCUCCGCGCCAUCCGAUCUCCUCUUCCCGCCUCCGUUCUCCUCUCCGUGCCAUCCGAUCUCCUCUCCCCGCCUCCGUUCUCCUCUCCCCGCCUCCGUUCUCCUCUCCCCGCCUCCGUUCUCCUCUCCCCGCCUCCGUUCUCCUCUCCCCGCCUCCGUUCUCCUCUCCCCGCCUCCGUUCUCCUCUCCCCGCCUCCGUUCUCCUCUCCCCGCCUCCGUUCUCCUCUCCCCGCCUCCGUUCUCCUCUCCCCACCUCCCGUUCUCCCUCCCUUCUCUCCCUUCCCUCCCUUCCCUCCCUUCCCUCCCAUCCCUCCCUUCUCUCCCUUACCUCCCUGCUCUCCUUUCCUUCCCUUCUCUCCCUUCCCUCCCUUCUCUCCCUUCCCUCCCUUCUCUCCCUUCCUCCCUUCCCUCCCUACCUUCCUACCCCUUCAAUCCCUGCUUCCCUUCUCUCUCGUCACUCCCAUCUCUCCUUGCGCUCCCUUCCGUCCCGUCCCUUGCUUCCCAGCUUCCCUCCCAGCCCUCCCUUCCCUCCCUUCCCUCCCUUCCCUCCCUUCCCUCCCUUCCCUCCCUUCCCUCCCUUCCUUCACUUCCCUCCCUUCCCUCCCUUCCGUCCUACCCCGUCAAACCCUCCCUUUUCUCCCGUCACUCCCAUCCCUCCUUUCGCAAUGACGCGUCCCGUCCCUCGCUUUCCUCCUUCCCUCCCAUCCCUCCCUUCCCUCCCUUUACUCCCUUCCCUCCCUUCCCUCCCUUCCCUCACUUCCUUCCUUUAAAAGCCAGUCCCUCUCCUUUCUCCCUUCCCUCCCUUCUCUCCCUGCUCUCCCUUCCCUCCCUUCCCUCACUUCCCUCCCCUCCCUCCCUUCCAUCUCUUCCCUCCCCUCUCUCACGUCCCUCCCUUCCCUCCGUCCCUCCCUUCCCUCCAUUCCCUCCCUUCCCUCCAUUCCCUCCCAUCCCUCCCUUCCCUCCCUUCCCUCCCUCCCAUCCCUCCCUUCCCUCCCUUCCCUCCCCUCUCUCACGUCCCUCCCUUCCCUCCGUCCCUCCCUUCAUUCCCUCCCAUCCCUGCCUUCCCUCCCUUCCCUCCGUUCCCUCCCUUCUCUCGCUACCCUCCCUUCUCUCUCUUCUCUCCCUUCUCUCCCUUCUCUCCCUUCUCUCCCUUUGA
Molecule: messenger RNA, 3273 nt
Organism: Closterium sp. Naga37s-1
Lineage: Eukaryota; Viridiplantae; Streptophyta; Zygnematophyceae; Desmidiales; Closteriaceae
Source: the annotation of a GenBank genome assembly